AUGGCUUCAUCAUCAUCUUCUUCUUCUUCCAGAGUUUCUAAAAAAUAUCAUGUUUUUCUUAGCUUUAGAGGUGAGGAUACACGUGACAACUUUACAAGCCAUCUCUAUGCAGCUCUGUGUUCAAAGAAUAUCAACACUUUCAUAGACGAUGAUAAGCUUGAUAAAGGAGAUGAAAUUUCAGAAGCACUUUUGAAUGCGAUCGAAGAAUCAAUGAUCGCAGUUAUUGUCUUCUCGAAAGGUUAUGCCACAUCUAGAUGGUGCCUUGAAGAACUUGCAAAGAUCAUUGAAUGCAAGAAAACGAGAGAUCUGAUGGUAGUGCCAGUUUUCUAUCACGUGGAUCCAUCAGAUGUAAGGAAUCAAACUGGAACAUUUGGAGAAGCAUUUGUGAACCAUGAAGAAAAGCAGAACUCAGAGAAGGUGAUGAGAUGGAGGAAUGCUUUGAAUGGAGCAGCUAAUCUGUCCGGAUUUGAUUCAAGUAACAUUAGGCCUGAAGCUGUGUUAAUAAGGGAAAUUGUCAAAAAAAUAUUGAAAGAAUUGAAUAAAAUGUCCCCGAGUAAAAACAAGGACCUCGUUGGGAUAGAAUCAAAAAUAGAGAAACUUGAAUCGCUAUUAUGUCUUGAGUUAAAAGAUGUUUGCAGGAGUGUUGGGAUUUGGGGAAUGGGUGGUAUAGGCAAGACAACUCUUGCUAGUGCAUUAUUCACCAAAAUCUCAAGUCAAUUUGAGAGUGUCCACUUUCAAAAUGUCAGGGAAAAGUCGGAAAAAUUUGGAUUAAUUUGUUUGGGUGAAGAUCUUCUCUCUGCAAUAUUAGAAGAUCGAUGGGCUGUUUUAGAGUCCACCUUCACCAAAAGCAGGUUUCACAAUAACAAAGUUCUCAUUGUUUUUGAUGAUGUGACAAGUUCAAAGCAAAUAAAAAAGUUACUUGGAGAUCUUGAAUGUUUUGGUCCUGGAAGUCGAUUCAUUAUUACAUCAAGAGAUAAACAAGUGCUUAAAAAUUGUGGAGUAAGUCAUGGUAACAUAUAUGAGGUUGAAGGAUUACCAUUUAAUGAAGAUCUUAUACUUUUUAGUCGUCAUGCAUUUAAACUGGAUCAUCCCCCUACAGAUUACAUGGAUCUAUCAAUAAGGAUAAUAAAAUUUGCUAAAGGUGUUCCAUUAGCUCUUGAAGUUUUGGGUUCUUCACUAUUUGAGAAGAAAAAAUCAGAAUGGGAAAGUGCAUUGAUUAACCUAGAAAAAAAUUCAAAUCCAAAUACAGAGAUCCAAGAUGUGCUGAAAAUAAGUUAUUAUGGGCUUGAUGAUCAAGAGAAAGAUAUAUUUCUAGAUAUAGUAUGCUUUGUUAAGGGAUUUGGAAGAAAUAUUGCAAUGGAAAUCCUUGAUGGUUAUUCUUUUGAUUCCAAAAUGGGAGUACAGAAUCUCAUUGACAAGUCUCUUAUAACUAUAGAUUAUUCUGACAAGUCUUUUAUAACUAGAGAUUAUUCCGAUUGUAUACAAAUGCAUGAUUUGUUACAAAAAAUGGGAGGGAAAAUUGUCAAGCAAGAACCUAAAGAUAAACGCAGCAGAUUAUGGUGUCAUGAUGAUAUCUAUGAUGUGUUAAGAAGAAACACGGGAAGUGAAGCAAUUGAAUGCAUCUCCUUGGAUAUUUCUAAAAUAAAAGAGAUAAACUUGAAGUGCAAUGCUUUCUUGAAGAUGCAAAACCUCAGAUUCUUGGACUUUUAUUGCCCGGACAAGCUAAAUCGACAUGGUUUCGGGAGGAGGCAUUUUUAUUGCGUGUGUUGCACAGUGGAUGAAUGGUCUUGUGAAUAUUGCACAGUGGAUGAAGAGAAUGUGAAUAAGGUGCAUGCUUUGCAGGGCCUAGAAUUCAGUCCAUGUAACAUAAGGUUCUUUCGCUGGUUUGGAUAUCCUUUGGAUUCAUUGCCAUCAAAUUUUGAGGUGGAAAAUCUUUUUGCACUUAUCAUGCCGUGGAGCAAAAUCAAACAACUCUGGAAUGGUCUCCAGCCUUUAGAAAAGUUGAAGCAUAUCAACCUCAUCCACUCAAAGCACCUAAUUAGAAUUCCAGAUCUCUCAUUAGCCCCAAAUCUUGAGAGUUUGAUUCUACAAGGUUGUACAAGUUUGAUUGAGGUUCAUUCAUCAAUUCAAUAUCUAAAUAAGCUGGAUAUCUUGAAUCUUAAAGGUUGCAAAAACCUUAACAGUCUUCCUGCCAACAUUCAAUCAAAAUUUCUCAUUCUCUCUGGUUGCUCAACUCUCAAGAAGGCUCCAAAGAUCACAUGUAGCAUGGAAAAAGUAUAUUUUGAUGGAACAUCUAUAAUAGAGUUGUCCUUGAUUGAAUUUCCAUCAAGACUAGAAUGCUUGGAUCUUGAAGACUGUUCAAGGCUUGAAAGUCUCCCAAGCAACAUUUGUGAGUUGAAGACUCUGAGGGCACUUAAUCUCAAAGGUUGCUCAAAACUCCAUAAUUUGCCCCAGCAGUUAGGAAAAUUGAAGGGACUUUCUAAAUUGUCCUUGAGCGGAUAUAGGAUUCAAGAUCCAAAGGUGAAUUCAGUAUGGCCUUUUUUAUCAGAUUUGAGCUUUCUAGAUGACUUAGAUUUAUCUAAUUGUCGAAUCAUGAGGUUAUCCGACACUCUUGGUAAGUUUUACUCUUUAAGAGAGUUAAAUCUAAGCAGAAACAAUUUUGAAUGGAUACCAUCAAGCUUCAAACAACUUAAAUUGGACUGUCUAGACAUAAGUUAUUGUGAGAGGCUUAAAUGCUUACCAUUAAGUGCUAUGAUUGUUAAAGCAUACAAUUGUAUAUCAUUGGAGUCAUAUGAUUUUGAUUUAUCCUCGUGGGUGGCGCAGGCCAACUUUGGUAACUGUUUAAAACUGGAUCAGAACGGACAGAAACAAUGGGGGAUGUUCUAUUCGAGAUAUCUUUUGCUCUUUCCUGGAAAUGAAAUUCCAGAGUGGUUCAGCUUCCAAAAUGUGGGAUCUUCUAUAACUCUCGAGGGGCUACCACUACCUCAUUGGAAACUCUUAUCUAAUUUGACAAUGUGUCUUGUUGUAACAUCUCAAGACCAUAACAAAGCUCCCCAAAAUUUGGAGUUUUGUUGUAAGGUGAUUGACAUAGAUGAAAAUGAUAAUAAGGUGGAGCUCACAGAUAAAGUGAGUGGCAUUGAUAGUAAUUUGAAAGUUGAGAAAGUUAAGCAGAAAUUGGAGCUUUUUGGGAUAAUUUGCAACGAUUCUUGUAUUCCUGGACUUGCUUCUGUGGCUUUAGUGUAA
Molecule: messenger RNA, 3243 nt
Organism: Pistacia vera
Lineage: Eukaryota; Viridiplantae; Streptophyta; Magnoliopsida; Sapindales; Anacardiaceae
Product: disease resistance-like protein DSC1
Exons: 7
Coding region: 1-3243 (1080 amino acids)
Biological process (GO): signal transduction; defense response
Molecular function (GO): protein binding; ADP binding
Source: RefSeq, a predicted model, not a curated record